Messenger RNA from Sander lucioperca (pikeperch), 1573 nucleotides. RefSeq names its product coiled-coil domain containing 69 (gene ccdc69). NCBI's taxonomy places the organism in Eukaryota, Metazoa, Chordata, Actinopteri, Perciformes, Percidae. Gene Ontology annotation, cellular component: nucleus; cytoplasm. The transcript is spliced from 9 exons. Gene Ontology annotation, molecular function: microtubule binding. Bases 145 to 1050 code for a protein of 301 amino acids. The record is from RefSeq and is a predicted model, not a curated record.
UGCGUUCAAGUUACGUGACUUUUUUUGAAAGUUGUCAACAGAGAGACCGAGAGAGAAAACAGGACAGGAGGACGGACUGAGCGAAGGAGAAAAGGAGAGAUAGAGAGCGGCUUCUAACCGACAGCAGAGCUCGGAGGAGGAGGGAUGGGCUGCAGCCACAGCAAGAAGAAAAGCAAAGGCAAGAAGGGAGAGAAGAACCAGAAAGCCCAGAGCCGCCGACAUGACAGAGGUAACCGUGCGUCGGGCGGUCCCGACGUCUGUCUGCAGAAGCAGCUGGAGCGCUUCGAGUGGCAGCUGAGGAUUUUAAAGGAGGCGGGCGGGAACUCGGAGCGCGCCGAGCUGCUGAAGGCCCACGCAGAUGAAGAGCUGUGCGCCCUCGUCCUGAGCAUCCUCAACAAGGUGAAAACGGAGACGACGGCUGACUUGAACGUCCUGCAUGAAGAGAAAAGUAAAACUGCUACUGAAGACCACGAGAGAAACGUGGAAGAGCUGCAGAAGAAACACGAACAAGAGAAAACUGAACUGACGGAGAAGUUUCAGGCUGCUGAGAACGUCCUCAAGGGUGAAGUGGAUCAGCUGACGGCAGAUCUACAGGUUUACAACAAUCUGAAGAGGAGAGUCAAAGAGUCGACGUUUAAGAAGGACCUGCAGAGGAAUAUUCAGGCCCAUGGCAGCCCAGGUGCAUUCUGGGAGUCUGAGCAGGAGUCUCUGCUGUUUGUGAUUGAGAUGAAGACUGAGCGUGUGCAGGAGCAGAGCAGGAAGCUGCAGCAGAUGGAGGCUCUGACGGAGAAGAACCAGUCUCUGGAGGAUCAGGCUGUCUACAUCCUGCAGCAGAACGAGGAUCUCAGAGUUCGGAUAGACAACUGCCAGACUCUCAUUCAGCAAUUAUCCAAGGAGCAGCAGGACCUGAAGGGGGCGCUGGAGAGGCAGGCGGUGAUAAACCAGCAUCUUUCUCAGGAAAAAGAGCAGCUGAUGUUCAAACUAAGACACAGAGACUCGUGUCCGAGCAUCCACCUGCCCGCCAUGAUGCAGGAGAUCGCUCCCAGAUGAUCACAAAGAUCCCUGCGUCUAUGUACAUAGAAACCAGACUUAUUUUAAUUCACACGGUAACGUGCCGGUAGUCGUGCUGGUUUCCCGCUCCGUAACGAGGGACUUUAAACUCAAACUGGGCUACAUCGUCACAGCUCUGCAAGCUCUGGGUUCCCGUUCCAGGGCUCCACGUCGGAUCCUGUCUUUAUCAAGUCAGAAAACCACAAGGCUGAAUAUGUCACAGUGCAACUGAGACUCCACCGGUAACUGUUAUCAUGCUAGGAUGCAGCUGAGCCGUUUUUAAAGCUGAACAAUGAGGUCCUUCCAACUGAUUCUGGACCCCCAGAUGACCCAGAAAUGGAUCAUCAUCGGCUGAGGAGGCUAGCCUUUUAGCUAAAGUGUAUGCGGCCGUCAAUCGUUAUCGUUAGCUUAAUUUUAAAGAUGAUUUUUUUUUUUUUUACAUAGUCCGGAUCAACGGAUAUACAUGUCCAGGAUAAAGCCUGUUACUGAUGUCAGGCUUGGCCCCUCUCCUCCCUUUCUCUGU